This is a messenger RNA of Balaenoptera ricei (Rice's whale), 2519 nucleotides long. RefSeq names its product proline dehydrogenase 1 (gene PRODH). Gene Ontology annotation, molecular function: proline dehydrogenase activity; FAD binding. Bases 868 to 2421 code for a protein of 517 amino acids. The record is from RefSeq and is a predicted model, not a curated record. The transcript is spliced from 15 exons. Lineage: Eukaryota; Metazoa; Chordata; Mammalia; Artiodactyla; Balaenopteridae. Gene Ontology annotation, cellular component: mitochondrion.
GUCGGUGACCAGCUCAGGUUACCCGGGUGGCCUUCACUGUUGUUCCCUCUGACAACAGGGUAACAGGAGGGGAGCGGGAGGUCACCAGCCCAUGACCCCUGGACCACAUCUCAGCAUCAGCCUUGCUCCUGCUCCUUCUAUGAGCAUUGGCUAGAGCUGUUUUCAUGCUAGUUGGGUAGUUAUGACAGAGACUGGGUGGCCCGCACAGCCUAAAUUAUUUACCAUGUGUUCCUGGGCAGGAAAGUUUGCCGGCCCUAGAGUAGACAGUUGGCCCACUUCCACACACACUGUGUUUCUGACAGUCCUCAGAAUUGACUUGUAUGAUGUCCGGGGUUUUCCAGAGCUGAAUGAUGGUUUUCAGGUCCCUGUUUCCGCCUGGCCUGCCUCUGGGGUGAACUUUGAUAUGUCCAAGACCUGGCUUUUCCUCCUGCAAGGGUGCUCUGACCCACAGACUCGUGACUUCUGGCCAGGGCUCUUGUGAGGUGGAGGAGGCCUGCCCGUCUCCCGGGUUGGCACUUUCACUUUCCAUUUCUAUUCUUCUUUAUAAAAAUAAUGAGAUGCAAUAAAAUCAGACACGGCACAGAGGCUGCAGCGAGACAGAGGUGAUGGCCUGGAAACCUUCACCCUCGUGUUGCCGCACGGCUCCUUAAGCAUCUCCGUCUGGGUGCCAGCCACAGUUCAGCAUAACCUGCAGAGGUGUGGAUACAGAGAAUGUUAUGAUCACGCCCACUGCUGUUCCCAGAGAGACCUGCCGUUCACUUCUUUAUCCACCAAGCGGUAGUCAGGCGACUGCCAUGUACCACUGGGGUCACCCAUGAGCGUGCAGGGCAGGGAGGCAAGAGCAGCGCCUGGGACCGGCCACCCUGCAUGAGGAGCGGGGCAUGGACAGUCACUUUGCUCCGUCUUGCCAGGAGACUUCUGGGGCAAAGGUUGUUCAACAGACUGAUGAAGAUGACCUUCUACGGGCAGUUUGUGGCUGGUGAGGACCAGGAGUCCAUCCGGCCCCUGAUCCAGCACAACAGGGCCUUCGGCGUGGGCUCUAUCCUGGACUACGGUGUGGAGGAGGACCUGACCCCCGAGGAGGCCGAACGCAAGGAGAUGGAGUCCUGUACCUCAGCAUCAGAGAGGGACGGCCAUGGCACCAGUAAGAGGGAGAAGCAGUUCCAGGCCCACCGGGCAUUCGGAGACCGCAGGGAUGGCGUCGUCAGCGCCCGCACCUACUUCUACGCCAGCGAGGCCAAGUGUGACAGCCACAUGGAGACAUUCCUGCGCUGCAUCGAGGCUUCAGGUGGCGCCAGCGAGGAUGGCUUCUCAGCCAUUAAGCUCACCGCACUGGGGAGACCCCAGUUUCUGCUGCAGUUCACAGAUGUGCUGACCAAGUGGAGACGGUUCUUCCACCAAAUGGCCGCAGAGCAGGGCAAGGCCGGGCUGGCUGCCAUGGACACGAAGCUGGAGGUGGCUGCACUGCAGGAAAGCGUGGUGAAGAUGGGCAUCGCGUCCCGGAUGAUUGAGAACUGGUUCACUGUGGAGACCCUUGGCGUGUCUGGCACCCUGGACCUGCUGGACUGGGGCAGCCUCAUUGACAGCAGGACCGAGCUCUCCAAGCACCUGGUGGUCCCCAACAUGCAGACAGGACAGCUGGAGCCUCUGCUGUCACGGUUCACUGAGGAGGAGGAACGGCAGAUGACGAGGAUGCUGCAGAGGAUGGACGUCCUGGCCAAGAAAGCCAGUGAGGUGGGCGUGCGGCUGAUGGUGGACGCCGAGCAGACCUACUUCCAGCCGGCCAUCAGCCGCCUGACGCUGGAGAUGCAGCGCAGGUUCAACGUGGAGAGGCCACUCAUCUUCAACACGUACCAGUGCUACCUCAAGGACGCCUACGACAAUGUCACCCUGGAUGUGGAGCUGGCUCGCCGAGAGGGCUGGUGCUUCGGGGCCAAGCUGGUGCGUGGCGCAUACAUGGCCCAGGAACGUGCCCGCGCCCUGGAGAUUGGGUAUGAGGACCCUAUCAACCCCACGUACGAGGCCACCAACGCCAUGUACCACAGGUGCCUCAACUAUGUCCUAGAGGAGCUGAAGCACAACGCCAGGGCUGCAGUGAUGGUGGCCUCGCACAAUGAAGACACCGUGCGCUUCACGCUGUGCAGGAUGGAGGAGCUGGGCCUGCACCCUGCCGAUUGCCAGGUGUACUUUGGACAGCUUCUGGGCAUGUGUGACCAAAUAAGCUUCCCACUAGGCCAGGCAGGCUUCCCCGUGUACAAGUACGUGCCUUACGGCCCUGUGAUGGAGGUGCUGCCCUACCUGUCCCGCCGAGCCCUGGAGAACAGCGGAGUCAUGAAGGGCGCCCAGAGGGAGUGGCAGCUGCUGUGGCAGGAGCUCAAGCGGAGGCUCCGCACGGGCAGCCUCUUCCACCGCCCGGCCUAGUGCUGUGGCUGCCUCCCAACGCAUCCUCACCUGGGCUGCGACCACCCAGGGCUACAGCCCGACCCCAACCUCACACACACCUUUUACAUCCCAAACUG